GCAGGAAGUGUGUGCGCGCGCCUUUGUGCUUAAGAGAGUGAAAUUGUGUCGGGGAGUCGAACUGUAGUAACAGCAGCACCCGUGUCUUCAUUUUCCUCUGAGUGCAUUGUUAUUUCACCUCGCCUCUCGUUUCCCUGUGUGCAAUGGAUGGGUAUUGGGCAUCUGGAGUGCCUCCUGUUUCCGCCUCUUCGUGUUACCAUACUACCAUGAGCAGUUCCACUCCAUCCACAGCUAAUGGCAACGACAGUAAAAAUUAUAAAGGAGACCGAUCCCCCUGUGGCCCCUCCCGCGUCCUCCACGUCCGCAAAGUUCCCAUCGAAGUGUCAGAGGCAGAGGUCGUCUCACUAGGUGUCCCUUUCGGCAAAGUCACCAACCUGUUGAUGCUCAAAGGGAAAAAUCAAGCUUUUAUAGAAAUGGCUUCUGAGGAAGCAGCCAUCACCAUGGUCAACUACUACACCGCAGCCACACCUCACGUUCGCAACCAGCCUGUCUACAUCCAGUAUUCCAACCACCGUGAGCUCAAGACUGACAACCUGCCCAACCAGGGGAGAGCUCAGGCUGCUCUUCAGGCUGUCAAUGCAGUGCAUUCUGGGAAUAUGAGUCUGUCUGGGUCUGCGACGGCCAGUGACGGUGUCAUGAUGCCUGGACAGAGUGCUGUGCUUCGCAUCAUAGUAGAGAAUCUCUACUACCCAGUGUCUCUAGAAGUGCUACACCAGAUCUUCUCAAAAUUUGGAACAGUCCUGAAGAUCAUUACCUUCACCAAGAACAACCAGUUUCAGGCCUUGCUACAGUAUGCAGAUCCAAUGAAUGCACAUCAUGCCAAAUUGGCUUUGGAUGGGCAGAACAUCUACAAUGGCUGCUGCACUCUGCGUGUGGAAUUCUCCAAGCUGACCAGUCUGAAUGUGAAAUACAACAACGACAAGAGCAGGGACUUCACACGCCUAGACCUACCCUCAGGAGACGGGCAACCUGCGCUGGACCCCACCAUGCAGACUGCUUUUGGGGCUCCUGGGAUAAUUUCGUCGCCAUACCACGGGGCGGCUGGUUUCGCCCCUGCUAUCGGCUUUCCUCAGGCAGGUCUGUCUAUGCAGACAAUGCCUGGUGCUCUGGGGCCCCUCACCAUCCCCUCAUCAGCAAUGACUGGACGGAUGGCCAUCCACGGCAUGGCCCCCACCAUCAUCCACUCUGUGCUCCUCGUCUCCAACCUCAACCCCGAAAGUAUAUCACCACACGGACUCUUCAUUUUAUUUGGGGUCUAUGGAGAUGUCCACAGAGUUAAGAUUCUGUUCAACAAGAAAGAGAAUGCCUUAAUACAGAUGGCAGACGCAACACAAGCCCAGCUCGCGAUGAGUCAUCUGAACGGACAGCGUCUGUAUGGUAAGGUGAUCCGCGUGACCAUCUCGAAGCACCAGACGGUGCAGCUCCCCAGAGAGGGUCAGGAGGACCAGGGCCUGACCAAAGACUUCAGUGGGAGUCCUCUGCACCGCUUCAAGAAGCCCGGCUCCAAGAACUUCCAGAACAUCUUCCCCCCCUCCGCCACCCUGCAUCUCUCAAAUAUCCCUCCUUCUAUCACAGAUGACUUUCUGAAAGACCUCUUUGCUGGUUCUGGAUACGUGGUCAAGGCCUUCAAGUUUUUCGCGAAGGACCGCAAGAUGGCACUGAUCCAACUGGGUUCGGUGGAAGAAGCCAUCCAGGCUCUCAUCGAUCUCCACAACCACGACCUGGGAGAGAACCACCACCUGCGAGUGUCCUUCUCCAAAUCCACCAUCUAAUGUCCCCUUCGCUACAAACCCUUUCCCCAUUCUUCCCGAUCCAGCCCUUCUACUAGCAGUCUGACUGUUUCCCUUAGAGAAACGAAGACUGACCGAUGAACUAUUGAAAAAAAUUACUGUUAUUCAUGGGGUAGUUUUAGAGAUUUUACAAAAAAGAAAAAAACAAAGAAAAAAAAAGAAUUAGAAGACUAAUUCUUAACCUUUAGAUGGACUUGAGAGUGAAUUUGUAUUACUCUCAAGCAACCAGGGCUGGAGAUACAUGGGAUAUCCAUGACAAUGUGACUUAUCUGGGAGCUUCCACAUUGUCGAAGUAGGACUCCCUCUAUAGUCUUUUGCAGGUCACCAGGUAAGAAUCUUUGUUGGCGUAUUACGGAAAACCAACACAAGGAACAUUCUCAAAAAUCGAAAGUCAAGACUCUGGAAGAUUUUCUUUCUUGACAUCUCUAAAACAUCAGAGACUGACACUCCUGUAGCCCAAUGGCCUUGUUAACCCUGACCUAGGUGAGGACGGAGCCUCUUCCUCUGUGCCUCCCCCAAAUACCCGACAUCUUCACUCUCAUUGGCUGUUCCAAUGGAGAGCCCCACUUUGCAUUUCCAGUGGGAUGUGUUGGAUGCACGGUAACCGUUUGAAUGCCGCUGACGUCAUUGCAAGGUGCUGCUGGAAUAAAAAUAAAUCUGUAGCGACAGCCCCCAACCAAUGGGCUUGACCAACCAAUUUCCUCUGAGUAGCAUUAAAAUAAGAGUGCUAUGGAUUCAAGAAUGAGUUCGUUUGAAAUUCAAGCAUAGCUGUUUCAAACUUACGAACCUUUUGUUGUUUCUCGGCACUUUGAUUGAUUCGAAUUGAAGACAGGCACAGCGGGGGAAUGUUGUUUUGGAUCCUCAUAUGUUUACUGUGCGAAGAUGUAUAGCCAGAUGGUAGGCGUUUGUGAAUAGAUAGAGAAUGCCGUUUUUUCUUUCUUGUAUAAAGGAAAUUUUAUAUUGGACAGACCGGCCUGUUGGCUUUCUGCACCUGCAACGCUGUCAGAGUACAUCUGCGCACAACUGGUGUGUGAUUCAACCGUGAGUCCAGUCAAUCAGGUUCCUCAAUGGAGAGACCAUAUAAACGAACGAUCAUUCUGGAAAAAUUACGGCAAGCUGUCAAUCUUACUGGAACACUUCAAUCAGCCACACCCAGCCUGAUCGGAGGCCUCGCCUCCUCCCGAGUGAAAUUCUCUGAAUGUGAAUGGUGUAAGCCCGUAAUCUAGAAGGGAAAUUGAUUAUUCCUCCAUUGUCUUGCCCCCUCUUGCCCUUAGUUAAUUCUUUUUCUUUAGUUUUUUUUCUUGUUUUUCAUCUUUCCACAAGGGGGAAGAUGAUCUUUUUUGCAUUCUGUCAUUCCUCGGCUCUGUCCACAGGUGUGAGGUUUUGCAGCAAUGGGCUUGGUAGAAACAUUCAUGGAGCCCAUUGAGUCACAGCAAAAAAAAAAAAAAAAAAAAAAAAAAAAAAGGCGGCACUCUCUUUUGCCUUGCAGUCCCAUAAUGCCUCUACAUCUGAGCAAACCAAAUAUGAAAUGAAAGAAUAAGACUAAAUGACAAAGAGAGACUUGACAUCUGUUCAAAAACCUAUUGAACUGCUAUCCAAGCAAAUUCCUCCUAACUGAAAUGGAACCUUACGAAGGGCCGUUCAUCCAGAACAUGUUCUAGCAUUUCGUGUGUGGAAAUUUUUUAAUUGUUUGUCUAUGUGUGUCAGAUGGAGUUUUUUGCCGUCUCGCUAUUUUGUCAGCGUCUUUUACCAUGAGUGUCACGUUUUUAACGAUGGCGUGUCAAGAUAAAAGCCCUGUGUUUUGCUCCAUUCUGUUACACUCCGCUUAGCUGUUUUGAGCGGCAAUUGAGUUUGAUAUUAACAUGUUGCUAAGCUAACAGUGCGAUUAUAUAUAAAAGUAUAAGCAUAAUUGUUAGGGCUGGUGAUUUAACACAUUUAUUUAGAGUGUUUAACUAUUUAAAAAUGUUACAAAAUAAUGCAAUUAAUCAUCCCCUCUGACCCGUACACAAAUUUAAAAUGCAAAUUUUCCUACCAUCGGAGCAAUUCAAAUGUUUUUACGAGCUGCGUCAGCAAGGGGCAGUCAGCGCACCUCAACAAACCUCACAAGCAGCGCUACCACAGAAUGAAAGCCAAGUUACACAGGAUGCGUUCUUGACAGUUGGACCAAGCGCAACAGAAUACAGGGAUCUCGAGACACUAUUUACAAAGUUUCAGCUCAUUUUAACCUGACACAGCUUCCUUAAAAUGCAGUGUUAAUGGCGCUGAAACCAGCGAGACGCUUCAGAAGCGUCCGUCUGAUGCAUACGUACAUAAAUGGACAAUUAAAAAUAGCACAGACUGAGUGCAAGAACGCAUUGUGAGAACAGGACAGAUUGACGAACUCAAAUGCAAAAUGGAUUGCUAUCGUCUGUAGGCUUGUUCAAUGAUAUGGGAAUAAAGGCAAAAAUAUAUUGACUAAAUAUAUGUUAUUUAUAUUGAAUUAUCUUUAUUUUGGGGCUUUUCUUCCAAAUAUUUAUUUAUUUGAUUAAUUGCAUUUAGUUCGAUUAAAAAUUUGAAUCGAUUGACAGCACUAAUAAAUUUACAUAGCGCACACACACACAAAUACUGAGUAAAAUAGUAGUUUUUAAAAUUAAAUUGAACCAUUUUCUAUUGCUACUUUUCAUUAUUGAAUAAAAUAAGAAGUGAAUUAGAAUGAGCUUGCUGUAAUGCGAUGCGAUACACCAAUCCAUUUAAGUUUGAAAACUCUGUUAUAAUUUUCCUAAUGUCAUCAUGAAAGAAAAUGUGAGAGGUGAAAUCUAGUGAAAUGAAUGCAUUUUCAAACCAAAAUAAAUUAAUGUGGAUUGUGGACGUGUACUUAGAAUUCAGCCAAUACUAGGUAUCUUAGAAGGCAACUUAAGAGCUGCCUACCUUUUUGAACCUCCUUCAUGUCAUUGCCGUGCCUGUGAUGCCUUAAAAUGCUGUUUAGGUAGGCAGCUCACUAGGUUUUAGAACAGAACCAUGGUGUGCACACACAGAAGCUAAGGAGUCUUAGCAAUUAGAUUCUUUGAAUAUUUCUGCAUUUGUUUAUGUGAGUGUGCAGUAUUAUUACAUUAGGGGUCUACAGUAAAUAUGAGUAUAGGAGGUCUCCCUAUUGUGUGCAAGCAAGGUGCUGUCUCAUUUUUGCGAAGAUCUGGCUGUAAUAUUCCAAGGAGGGUCGCCAUAGACCCACUGAGUAGCAUCCAAUGGGAGCAGUUUCUGUGCCUGUGUGCUAAGUCCUCUGUCAAUAUCCAUUUGAAAUGUAGUCCUUUAUCAAACAAAUUAUAAUGUAAAUGCAAGGCAAGGGACAGUGUCAGUUUUUUUGACUGAUUUCACCUAAAGCGAUUUGAAAAUUCGCUUUCACUUCUCAAAAGAAAUUUAAUUUUGUUGAAGUUUACAGUCUUAAAGCAAAACUAUUCAGGUCUAAAUAUCUUAAGGAUUGUCAAGACUUUUUGAAAGAAAAAAAGUUACUUAUUUUUGGUAAUUUGUUCUUUUUUAUGGAAGAGGAAAAAAAAUCACAUAUUAAACCUCACCGGGUUUUUGUACCACUAUAAUCAUUCAAGAAAUCAUGGUGAAAAAAAAAAAAUCAUAUUUACUGUGUAUUUACCUAAUUUUCUUAUUAUGUGCCUUAUUAUGUGUUCAUAAUCAAAUAGGUUUUAGAAAUGUUACCUAAAAUAUCUUCUGUACUUUUUGUGGGAUUGGUGAGAGGGUUUAUUUGAUCUUAAUUUUUUUGUUGUGUAGCUCUUAUAGUUGUGUAAUUUUGUGGGGACUCAGUACCAUGUGGUCUUAAUAUGAUAUGAGAUGUAAGUUAUGAUGUAUGGUGCUGUGAAUGCUCUUAUUAGAAAAAUGAACGGUGAAUUCUACAAUGUUCAGAGCAUGCUGUGGGUCUCUCCUCUCCCUUGUAGGUGUGUGUGUGUGUGUGUGUGUGUGUGUGUGUGUGUGUGUGUGUGUGUGCGCAUACAGUAUAGUAUGAAUCCUUGACCUGCGUACCAUUGUUACAUACAGCCCUUCUAGGCUGAAAAAGUUGUUUCUCCAACUUUACUGGCAUAAAUAUAUCUAGUGAUCAGAGAGCAUGGAGGUUUGCUGCAGACAAUUUUUUAUGAUAGAAUAGUGAAUUUAUGAAAACGCUGUCUUGAGCACAUCAGUGAUUUAUUUUUAUUUUUUAUAUAUUAUGGAUUAUAUUAUCUAUAACUCCCCCUUUGAUGCUUCAGCAUUGGACUACUUAAAUGGAUUUUCCAAACUGGCACUGAGAAAUCUUUAGUUAUUUAUGCUAUUUUCUGUAUGCUUACCAGAAAGUUGCAUGUGCUGUUAAAAAAGUAUUUGAAAUAUAUUACUAUGGAGCUAGAUCAAUGACUUAAGCAUUUCAAUCUGAAAUUUGUUGAUUUGAAUUCUAAAUGUGACAUUUAACAAAACUGAAGAUUUUUGUAGCAUAUUUUAUAAAUUUUUAUUUGUGGUAUUUUAAGUGGAAAUUCAAGAACUCAAUACAAAUCUCUCACAUUCAGAUCAGAAACAAACUAGGCCAAAGGUCAAGCAAAGUUAGGUUAUUUACUUGUGCCACCAAGUGGUUAGUGCGGCGCUGACCAAACAGACAUGUGCGGCACGAGACAAAUUUACAUUGUGUUUAAAAGCAUUGUAUACGUCACUGCAUUUGUACAUUUAAUGCUACAUGGAAGCUAAAGUGUUUUCCCUGCUAAACAUAGUGUUUUCAGACAGUAUGAAGUCAUUCAUUUUCCUUUGUUUUUUAUGUUUCUUUUUACUUUUUGUUAUUGCAGAUUUUAUAUUGCCAGAAUAUGUGGUAUCAAUUUAAAUUAGUUUGUAUACAUUACCUUCAGUUAACACAAUAGCUAACAUGAAGUUAAAUGGACAAAACUUUUACAGCAUUUAUUUAUCUUGGCCAAUGUUAUUGAUCACUGAAUUCAAAUGAACAAAUUUCAUAGUCAUGUACUUUAGUCAUUGUUUUAGUUCCAUACCAGGACCAGCUUUUUAGUAUAUUGACACACAGACACACACACAUACAUACAAAGUCCAAAUAUUUUAAUUAAUAUUUACUUAAUAAAAUUUAAAUUAGCCCCAGAAAGCAAAAUGAGUGUAGAAGAGUCAAUUGACCAUAUUCACGCUAGCGCUAUCUUUGAUUUUUAAUGGGAAUGACAACGAGGCUGUGAGGGAUUGACUUACCAUCUCUCCAAUGGCAUGAUAAAGCUGUAUAAAGCUCCUAGAUCACAUCUGAUUUUCCACAACUCAUGUAGUCUGGAGUUCUUUGUAUACUGAAUGUUCUUGGACAGAUAUUUUAUCAAUGUUUUGUCCACGGAACAAUCCAAAAACACUUUAAACUGCAGUACAGCCCAUUGAAGAGAUGGUAAGUCAAUCCCUCACAGCCUCGUUAUUCCCAUUAAAAAUCAAAGAUAGUGCUAGCGUGAAUAAGGUCAGUGGAGACCCAGAAGCCCACAGCAUCCACUCUGAGUGUUCAGGUCUGCCUUCCAUUUGACUAUGAUGAAGCUGUUGUCUGAGACUUGCACCUGUGUGUUUGGAGUUGAAUCUUAUUUACUGUAUCUUAUAUUUGAUUCAUUUUAGGGGUUUUCGUUCCUGCUUUGUUGUGUGUUUUUUUUUUUUUUUUUUUUUUUUCUUAUUUGGGUUGUUAUUCUUUUAUUAAGUGUGUUAAAACUGGUUCAAGAUUGUUGUCUUUCACUUUGCCUCUUCUCAACAGCAGUUUUGAAUCUGUAGUAUACAAGUAUCCACUGAUAUAUGCGAAUGGGAGCGUGAAACGGAGAAAUAUUCUCCGAUCACUAGAGGUCAGGUCCAUCAGAAGCAUCCGGAGGUUUAAAUGUAUGCAGCCGUGUAGCAGAACACCAGUUCGAGCGGGCCACAGUCUGCAUCCGGCUGAGAUGCUUUUUUACUUAUAAACAGGAGAAAAGCCAGACUCCAUUAACAUGUCACAGAAAUCACAAGACGCCUCAUAACCUUCAUUUUCCGAAAUAUUUUCCAACCAUGUCUUGACUCAGGCAACAACGUUUCGCUGUGUUGUAAGACAUUUUAUUGUUGAUAAUCGUGGUCAUUUAACCGGUUAUUCACGUGUAUGGUUUUUCCAGGUUUUUUUACUAAAAAAGUCACAAAUAAUGCAGGACCAAAGUUUAUGUGCCUUUCAUCUAUCUUAUUUGUAACUUAUUUCCUGGCUGUAUAUCAGAAACCAACAAACUUGUAUUUUCCACUCUUCAUCAUUGUUACAAGUCUGUUUUUCGCUGAGAAAUACGCGUCCCGCCGUCUGUUCUUGGUUUGUUUCCCUCAAAACUCAGAAGGGCAAGCCAUAUCCUUUCCCCACAAACUAGGCUCAUUUACAAAACUGAAUGUGUUACCAUGCCCUUAUCGAUUCAGUUGAACAGCCUUACUCAGAUUAACAGCUUCUGAUAGUUGCGACGAUACUCGCUAAUUAUAGAUAUCGCUCAUCUCGUCACAAAGGGGGGAAUUUACUGAAUGAUUUACGCCCACAGAUAGCGAAGUUUAUUUGGCAGCCUGAUCUCAUUAAAAUUAUGUGACUGUAGCACCAUUUUUGUAAAAUGGUAUUACGUGGUUCAUGGCACGUAUUGCGGCAGUUCUGAGAUGAAAUGCCAACUGGGUGGCGCUAAAAUAGUUCAAUUUACUCCUAAACCUCUAUCAGGUUUUAAAUCAACAAAACCGACCUCCCUACCCUAAACCUUAAACUUAACCGAUAGUGUCAGAAAAAGCAAAUACGACAUGAAAAACACAAUUGCUAAAGCAACCGCGUCAUGUUGUGUGUUUAUGACAAUUUCCACUCAGGUGUCGACUUGCAUGCUUGACUGUACUCUGGUUCUUUGCAUUGCAUUCGCAAGUGCAAUGAUAUCAGUUGAGAUACUGUGCAUUUAAAUGCAUUAGAACAUGCUUGUAAAUGAAGUUUGGGUAAUGCAGAUGUUCAAAUGUAUCACCUUACAAGUCAUGCGCUAUAGUAAAAGUGUUUAGAUGUAGUAAGAUAGCAUUUUGUGAGAAACGGGGGGAAAGUGAACUGAUAAUCUGCCGUUUUACUCGUGAUUGGCGUGAAAGGGAGUAAAAGUCAUUGUUAUUUUAGAGACUCUAGUGUUCAUUUCACCAAGAAUUUCACCAGGAAAUUGCCGCAACACAUACAACGAGACAUGUAAAAACCAUUUUGCCAAAAUGUAGGUAACGUGAUUUUAUGAGACCGGGUUGUUAUUUGCACGCACGGUGUGCAUUGUUUUAGCCCCCUAAAGGUUUCACAAAAGGAAUUAUGCAAGUAACACAGCGAAAGUGCAGCAUGCAAUUUGCGUGGCACGUUGCCCCAUUUUACACUCCGCAUCUUGAUAUGCGCGAUUAUUCCACUUUUCUCGAAAAUUUGAUGAAGUACUGCUGCCACAAUCCCUAGGAAAAGUUGACAAACAUCUGUUUUAAACAAAAUUUUGCAUACCGUCUGCUUUCUGUGGGCGAUUAAUAGCGCAACGUUAAUUGUUCCAGCCAAAUAGCGCAAUCUGAAAAGUGCAAUUUACAUUGAAACGAGCUGUGUUUGCACUGAAAAGACAGUGGCUUAAUUUAAAUACUCACUUUGCCAGUGAAGACAGUGCAGGAUUACCACACGUAAAUGUGGUGCAACCAUUUAGUGAAUUUGCCUCAAAAAUGAUAACCAGUUACAGUUUUGUCUUUUUUCUUCAUAAAUUCCAUAAAAAAGCUUUAUUCUAAAAUGCAUAAAACCAUAACAAUAAACCAACCACUGAAACCAAAGGACUUGAUUGAAUUGGAUCUGAUGCAGCUCUAUUCAGUUGUGACUGAAAUAUUUUAUUGCUUUAUUAUGAUGCAAUCAACCCUUAUAAUCUUCAAAUUUCAGCCAUAUCACAUUCUAUUUCUCAAAACUAAAUUUCAUGGGCUACAAUUAUGCUAAUUGAACAGUAUAAUUUAAGGGGGAGGAGGGGGAGGUGGGUGCUAGACUAAAUUAGCGAAUUGGGGUGUGGCUCAAGCACAGCGCACAUACAGAAGUGCCCGAGUUUACCUCAGGAUGCACGACAUGCAUUGAAAUUCCUAAUUUAUAGUUUUUAUGAAUGUUUCACUACCAAAAGGAAACAGAUGCUGUAAAUGUGUGUUCCCUUUUAUUUUAUUUUUUUAUUAUUUUUUUUUUUACCUGGCCAAAAAUGGUUUUGGGGAACAAGACACCAAUAUGAACUGGUUUUUAUAUUUAUGGAAAUUAACAGAAAAAAACACGAUUUGUCUUCUGUAUUUUGAUAUCAUACCAGUACCAGCUUUCAUUUGUAAAGCAGUUUAUGUGACGUGUGGGAAUUGAGGAGAGAGACAAGUGUAUCCAGUUUGAGUUAUGAUGUAAUAAAUGCAAAUAGAAGAUAAACUAUUAAAGAAACAUAUUUUCUAAUUUUUGCAGUGCAUGAUUGAGUGCAGAUUUGAUUUGUAUUUUUUGUAGAAAGCGUUCCUUUUUCUGUUUAUGAAUGGCUUAUUAUUAUGCAUAAUCAUUAUUAGAGUUACAAUUAUUCUUAUUCUUAUUACACACCCAGAGUCUCUGCUGACGUUUUUCUUAAUUAACUUUAAUUGUAGCAUGCCUUGAAUAAAUGUCAUGACAUCUGUA
Messenger RNA from Myxocyprinus asiaticus (Chinese sucker), 10395 nucleotides. RefSeq names its product polypyrimidine tract binding protein 3 (gene ptbp3). The record is from RefSeq and is a predicted model, not a curated record. NCBI's taxonomy places the organism in Eukaryota, Metazoa, Chordata, Actinopteri, Cypriniformes, Catostomidae. The transcript has 14 exons. Gene Ontology annotation, cellular component: nucleus. The coding region runs from base 144 to 1772 and encodes 542 amino acids. Gene Ontology annotation, molecular function: mRNA binding. Gene Ontology annotation, biological process: regulation of RNA splicing; mRNA processing.